UAUACCAAAUGGAAUUAGUAUUUCUAAGAACGAACUCGUUAGUACAUUACGUACUGAAAUUUGGAAUAACUACUUGAUUGAAUAUAGAAAUACUUCUUUUAAUCUUCGUACGGUCAAUAUUGAAUGUAGAGAAUAUAUGAAUAUGGAACCUGAAAAAAAAAUCAGUGAUUAUUUUGAUCCUAAACCUAGCGGAAUCUCAAUUCAUAUUCUUGUAAAAGCUAAUUAG
Diversispora eburnea is the source of this 226-nucleotide messenger RNA. The record is from the annotation of a GenBank genome assembly. Lineage: Eukaryota; Fungi; Glomeromycota; Glomeromycetes; Diversisporales; Diversisporaceae.